AGGGCCAAGAAGGUGUAGCCUUCAUAAGAUCUGUCCCUGUGGGAACUUACACAUUUACCGCUGGCUGGAGCUCUUUGAGCUUUAUCUUUUUUUGACGGGAGUAUUUUUUAUUUUUUCGUUUUGGAGGGUAAGCUGAAUCACAGGGUUGUACGACUGGGACAUCUCUUGCAUAUAUACCUCGUCACCCAGCUGAUGACAGAUCAUCUUGGACGCAAAGGCAAGCGGCGAUGCGUCGGCACCGCUGUUAACUCUUUGGACACAAACUGAGCUGAAGCUUGGUGUUUUUUUUUGUUGGUUUCUAUCUUCAAGAAGGGCAGAGGAAAUCUGGAAUCCACAAUAAUGAAGCUGAAACCGAACCAGACCAGGACGUACGACGGAGAGGGUUUUAAGAAAAGAGCGGCGUGUCUGUGCUUCAAGAAUGAACGGGAGGAGGAGGUUCUGCUGGUCAGCAGCAGUCGGCACCCGGAUCAGUGGAUCGUUCCCGGAGGAGGGAUGGAGCCCGAGGAGGAGCCCUGGGGCGCGGCGGUGCGAGAAGUCUUCGAGGAGGCCGGCGUGAAGGGCAAACUGGGACGCCUUCUCGGCGUGUUCGAGCAAAACCAGGACCGGAAGCACCGGACGUACGUUUAUGUUUUGACUGUGACGGAGACGCUGGAGGCCUGGGAGGACUCGGUUAACAUAGGCCGGAAGCGGGAGUGGUUCACCGUGGACGACGCCAUCAAAGUGCUGCAGAGCCACAAACCCGUUCACGCCGAGUACCUGCGGAGGCUCCAGCUCAGCUGCUCCCCCACCAACGGGAACUCCAUCCUCCCGAGCCCGCCUCCGAACGACAACUACCCUCACUACAGCACCACCACCGGCGCCCCCUCGACGGGCAGCGUGCUGGGCUCCUCCUGCAGAUAGGACCUCUACCGCGCCGCCGCCUCGCCUGUCCCGGCUCGGGACAGUUCACAGGAAGUCUGUACAGUCUCUUGCAUGAAAUCUAAAAGACUCCUCAGAGCCUCGGCUCGCCUGUAUUUAUUAUUUCUUCCCCUCGCUUCAAGACUGACCAAAGCUGCUGCCAGGACUGUGAUGGAAGACUGAAACGUCUCUGAUGCUGGCAAGAUUCAGACUGCAGCGUUGGGGAGGGGGAAAAAAAAAAACAAGGAUGGCUGGACACUGCUGGUGUGAAUGAACUUUAACUAUGGGAUGCCUUAUUGAAACUUUGUGCGAAUGUUUUGAUUCACUACCCGUCGCGGUUACCUUUUUAGCGGCGGCGUGCGGGCUGUGGGAAAAAAUACAAAUGAAAAGAGUAGCUGGUUGCAGCAACACAUCGGUGUGCAGAAUGUUUCCAUGGUAAUGUCAUCAACGCACGAUGGUAACGGUAAAUAUAUUACACAUGAAUAUUUAUUAAAAAGAAAACACCUUCAAGUUCAAAAAUCCCUUUGUUUCACUUUGUGUAAACUUUUUCUUCUUUUCUUUUUUUUACAGUUGUAUAAUAUAAAGAUAAAUUAGCUAUUAAAUCUGCUUUCCUGCAUUGCUUUUCAAAAGUAAAUGAAGUUUAAAAUGUACUUUUGGGGGGAAAAAAGCUUAAGUUUUCAAUAUGUUCUACCUCAGUAUACUUAAACUGGACACGACCAUCCUGUUCGGUGACCUCUUCUGACGCAAUGCUACUAAUUAAAGUUCAGCGUUAGGCGUUACCUAACUAGUGUGUGCACACCAUCUUCUGCCUGAAGUGUUAAAUCCAGCAGACUGCAGCUCUGGUGGAUUUAUCUGAGCUGAUAUUUCCAGAUAUUAAAGUAGAGAUGCACUGAUCAGUUAGUUGGCCAGAGAUCAAAAUCUGAUUCUAUUUUCUUAUUUCUUCUGUGGUGAAAUACCAACAUAUAAGACUUUUUUCUGGUUUUUUUUUUUUUUUAAUCAAAAGCAUCAAAACUAAAAUCAGCCCCUAUAUUUGUUCGGUAAGCACACCACUAGGAUUUCAUUUAAUUAUUUUUCUAUGUCUGGAUAAGAAUGGAAAAUGUUCUAAGUUUGUUCCUUGUUGCAAUUUUUUUUUUUGGAAAGAAUCUGAAUUUCUUAAAAAUAAAUAUUAGUCGUCUAUUUAAAUAAACAUUUUUGCAUUUACAUCAAAUACUGAGAUUCUGCUCAAGAUGCAAAAGCUGUCAUUUCACAACUUUGUUUUUUUUUUUUUUUUACUUCUAGACCUGCUGUCAUUUUGAUUUAAACAGACUAAUCAAAGCUAACAAAAUUGAUCAGAAAUAAUAUUGUCUAUUAAAGAAUCCCCAUUUAUUGUUCAACAGUUGAGCUUGUAUUUGCCAAGUGGAGAUAUUGUAUAGAUUGCAAAAUGAGAACUAAAUUAGAUCCAGAUUCCAGAAAAGCUGAAAUUUCCCUUUACCACCCUGAGAGGAGAACCAGAAGCCAACCUAGGCACCGGGUGGUUUAUUGCUGCUGUUAGGAAGCGUGAGGCGUGUUUUGUUUUGUUUUUCUUUCUAAUUUGUUGUAUUCCUUUAAAAAAAAAAAAAAAAUCUAAAUCUGCGUCUGUAGUGGCCAGGAAAUGUCUGAUCGGUGCAUCUCUAUAUAAAACAGGAGGACUUGUUUGAAAUAUCUUGAACGUGUUUCUCUGCUCUUUCUGCAAACGUCGAUGUUUUCCCUCAUACUUCAAAGCUGUCUGAUAAAGUGAUCCAGUAAAAAAGAUGGAUCUCCCUGUAUUUGAUUACUGAUUUGUUUUUUCAAAAUAUCAUUAGUUUCGAACAAAAGAAAAGAUUCUACAUAUAAAAAUUAAAGAAAUGCAAACCCUCACAUGAUACCCUGAACUUUAGUUUCCCAUGACAUUGUUUGUCACCAUAACUUUUUAGGGUUUUUUUUUUGUACGUUUCUGGGGGGUAAAUGGAAAUUUACUGCCCCUCAGCCAGGAUGUUUUUGCGAGUCAGCAUGUACAAUAAUCGUGUUAUUCCGGUAAACGCAUUGGAAAUGGAGGGGAGGAGCAAUAAUCCUGGAAAGGUUCCUGCAGUCCAAAUGCACCUAUAGUUUGUGAAAAUGCUUUCACAAUGUCAAAUCCAGAUUUAUUAUGAAUUUUCUGCAACAUGUAAAUUGUAAACGGAUCGAAAAGCAAGAGAAAAUAUAACCUGUAUGAAAAUGGCCUCCCUACCUUUUACUUCGACAGCUGAAUGAACACUCGAUGUGUGUAAAUAACUUUAAGAGGCAUUGUAAAAUGUGUUUUUAACCUGUACCUCUUUAAUAUUUUCUAUAUUUUUAAAAAUGAUGCACAAACAGGACGUGUACAGUGUGGGAUGUUUAUGAUGUGAAGGCUGUGGAAAAGGAGAGUAGUGUCUCAUUCAUGAGAAAACACAAGGUUAUUUUUAAUUUCAAGACUUGUUUGAUUUGAUUUGAUUUUUUUUAUUCACUCAAACACCUGCAGAGCCUGAGUAUACAAUAGGAAGUCCCAUCUUAGGUUGAGGCAAAAAUGAUUGUUUUUAAAAUAAAUUAAAAAACCGUAGAAACAUUUUUUGAGAAAUUUCAAAAAAUACUACAACCUGAAAUGUGUUUCCGUUUCCAACACUGGCAGACCAGACCGUUUAGUACGGUUAACUUUGGACAUGUUUUCCAGACUUUUUCUUUCUUUUAUGAUCAAUUUGAAUUUAAAAUUAAAAUUAAUUGUGCCAAAUGUCAAAAUUUGUGCUAUACUAGGAAAAAAAAAUCAUCUAUAUGUUGAAAAUUAGAUAAGGUCCAAUCAUGAGUUUCUACAAAGUAUUUAAAAUGUUUUAUGAAGGUUUAUUUCUUAAAGACAAAUUAUAUAUAUAUAUAUAUAUAUAUAUAUAUAUAUAUACCAUCUAAUUGGUGGUUUAAUUCUGCCUGAAACGAGUCGGCUGCGUGUGCCGAAACGCCGUUGAAUGUUUAAAGUCUUAGCCAGUUUCCAUCUGCUCUUAUUCUCCUGUUGAAAAGCUUUUAAUCAAGGCAAGUGAAAGUGUUCUUACUGUUUAUCGUGACGUUGCGCGAAGCUCGAUGCGAACGUGAUCUGGGCUGGAAGGAAGAGAUUGCAUUAAAGGAAGAGCAACUGAA
Xiphophorus couchianus (Monterrey platyfish) is the source of this 4032-nucleotide messenger RNA. RefSeq names its product nudix (nucleoside diphosphate linked moiety X)-type motif 4b (gene nudt4b). Bases 340 to 900 code for a protein of 186 amino acids. NCBI's taxonomy places the organism in Eukaryota, Metazoa, Chordata, Actinopteri, Cyprinodontiformes, Poeciliidae. Gene Ontology annotation, molecular function: bis(5'-adenosyl)-pentaphosphatase activity; diphosphoinositol-polyphosphate diphosphatase activity; bis(5'-adenosyl)-hexaphosphatase activity. Gene Ontology annotation, cellular component: nucleus; cytoplasm. The transcript has 5 exons. The record is from RefSeq and is a predicted model, not a curated record. Gene Ontology annotation, biological process: diadenosine pentaphosphate catabolic process; diphosphoinositol polyphosphate metabolic process; adenosine 5'-(hexahydrogen pentaphosphate) catabolic process.